Messenger RNA from Triticum dicoccoides, 420 nucleotides. RefSeq lists its product as uncharacterized. The record is from RefSeq and is a predicted model, not a curated record. The coding region runs from base 1 to 420 and encodes 139 amino acids. Lineage: Eukaryota; Viridiplantae; Streptophyta; Magnoliopsida; Poales; Poaceae. The transcript is spliced from 3 exons.
AUGCGCACGCGGGCCUGCCAGAAGCUGAUAUACCCAUCUCCGGCCCGGCUGCAUUAUUACGAGACCGUCAUCUACAUCCCCGCACCCUCAUUACGACUGCUCCGCGGCUACAUCUGCAGAGAGCACAAAUCCAUGGCGGCCGCCGAAGAGAACGGCAAUGGGCUGGAGUUCCUAACAGAUCCUGUCGACAGGUUCCCCUGGCCGGAUCUUGAAGCCAACGAUUUACCUCCGGGCGGUGAGGCAGGUACUUGUCUCACACAGUCGGCUGGUGAAUCAAGCAUGGGAGACAUUGGCGACGGUCCAGUGUCACUGCAGUUGGCCAUUAAUAACGGAUGCGAAGCACUGAGCUUGUCAGCGGGCGAUUCGCAGCAAUCAACAGGAAAAGAUGACCCUCAGGCCCAUGGUUGGACUAGAAGGUAA